AUGGCCAGCAUGGUGGAACUCUGCUCCCAGCGAUCGCUACGAGAGCUGAAACAGCAACUGCUGAAAGCCCUAGAGGAAGAUACAGCGGAAGAUGGCGACAAAAACGAUGGGGGCGAACUACCGGAAGGACAGUGUCGCCUGGCUGCCUUGCCGGACUUGCUGAGAAGGUGUCGUGUUUGCGGCCUCUCACUCGCAGAGGCUGGUUUGGGCAGUGGCCCGGACGGCUCGCGACUCGAGAAGACACUUUUAGCUCUCCGCAGCGGGCAAGCAGUGAGCCCAGACAAUGAGGAAGCUGCUUUGGGAGGCUUGACCAGGUGGCUGCAAUGGCUCCGCAGCUGGAUCCCCCCAGGGUCAAGGAUAAACAUUGAUGCUGCACUAGAUAGCUUGAAGGAGAGGCGCUUGGAAGCUUCCAAAGGUGGAGCUGCGCUGCGUUGCUCGAAGGUCCCAGACAUGGCCGAACGGUGGCCUCCAGUUUGGAUUUGCCACCUGAUUGAUAGCCAUCAACUUCUAAAAGAUGCCACUGAAAGGCUCAUGAAAGAGCUGAAUACCCUCAGGAUGAGGACGGAGACGUCUCAAACGUCUCAGGACGGCAAUGCCCUUUUUGCGGAGGCCCGACGUCGAGUUGCAGAGGAGCUGGUCGAGAUAGCGGAGGGCACCACAGCAAUCACACGACGUCGAUGUGACGGCUUAGCACGUCGCUGGGUGAGGCGUUAUGCCGAGGAGGCUGCCAGGAGUCUCUGGACGGCCCCCAGCUACCCUGCGCGGCGCUUUCGUCAGAACCUGCGUGAGGGUGGAAUCUGCAUCAUUGAGGAUGUCUUGGACUGGUCCCUGUUGCUGAAGAGUCACUCUGAGGCGGCUCAAGUCCUGAGUGAGGAGUUUCGGGUCAAUUGCAAUGGACAGAGUCGUUGGGCGGAGCUCAUGGAAUCGCAGCUGCAGGAUGCAGGGUGUCAAGGCUUGGCUACGUGUGUGACCUUGCUGCAUCAACUCCAGUGGAGUCUCAGUGAUCACUGCUGGGGGUCAUCCAAGGCUCCCGGGGCUCCCGGUUUUCGCCGCUGCAGAUGGUCGAGUUCUGGCGAGGUGACUUUAUGGCAAUCCAUACCCGCCAAAGAGGAGUCUCCGGUGUCAAGUUCCAAGUUCUUGGAGGACGUCUCGGACUCCGAAACGUCCUUGCUGGCAAUCCUUUUCCUGAAUACACCUUGUUGGCGCCCUGAUUGGGGUGGUGCUUUGAGGUGCCAUGACCUUGAAAGAGGCAUUUCUCGUGACGUUUGGGGAGAUGGUGGACGCAUGGUGCUUUUGGAAGAGGCUACAGCUUCUCAUGAGCUGUUGGCGGCCUCCAAAACUCAGACAGUUUCAACCUCAGUGAGGGUGGAUGCAUGGACCACAUUCUUCGAUGCUUGCUGA
Cladocopium goreaui is the source of this 1401-nucleotide messenger RNA. NCBI's taxonomy places the organism in Eukaryota, Dinophyceae, Suessiales, Symbiodiniaceae. The record is from the annotation of a GenBank genome assembly.